AUGUUUACCACAGAAUGCAAAAGGACCUUAAUAGCCUAUAAUAUAAUAAGAUUACCUGCACCAAACUCUAAUUGUGAAACCACUUCUUCUUAAUUCUCUGGGUACUAUAUUGAUAGUUCAGAGAAUGCUAAAAUUUUAAAUCAAAUUAGAACAAUACAAGCAGUUUAUAAGAGGCCAGAUGCAACUCCUUACAGUAUUCUUGAAACAAAUCCGAUCGCCAAAAAGAGAGGACUACUAAAAUAAAAAACAGAUUAAGUACACUGA
This is a messenger RNA of Stylonychia lemnae, 264 nucleotides long. The record is from the annotation of a GenBank genome assembly. NCBI's taxonomy places the organism in Eukaryota, Ciliophora, Spirotrichea, Sporadotrichida, Oxytrichidae.